AUGGCGCUCCGAAGACCCCAUCGCAAGUCUCGACACGGCUGCUUAGAAUGCAAGCGACGGCGUGUUAAGUGUGAUGAAACCCGGCCAGUCUGCACCAACUGCACCAAGCGACUCACUGAAUGUGAAUAUGACUCUACAAGCUCCUUUCUAUGGGCAAACCAGGGCUCAAAAUCCCGCCCCGGGUCAAAUCUAUCUCCAUCCGAAGGAUCACAACCCCCAGAAUCGACCCUGAUCACGGCGAAUUCAUUCGGUGUCCUGGGGAGACUCGGUGGCGGAGGCAGAAGAAGCCCUCAGAGCACCACCGAUCUCAAUCUCAGCGAUCUCGAAUUGAUGAUGCAGUGGUGCAAUUCAACCUGUCUGAGUUUGACCCGCAACGGCCAAACCGACCAUAUCUGGCGGUGCUGCGUCCCGGAAGAAGCGCUCUCGCACCCGUUUCUCAUGCAUGGCAUCCUCGCUCUCUCCGCGCUGCAUCUGGCCCGCACAAAAGAUGACCAUCGCAGUCCCGCCUAUGUCGAUACCGCUGUUUCGCAUCAGAAUCGCGCGCUGGCGUUCUUCCGGGAGUCGUUAAGCGACAUCACCGAGUCUAAUGCAAAGGCGAUGUUUGGGUUUGCUAGCGUCGUCGUCUUGUACGCGCUUGCGUUUCCCCAUCCGCUCGAGACGAACGACCCGUGGACCUGCGUCGAGGACUUAACGCAAGUAUUCGUCCUGGCCCGCGGCGUGCAGCAGGUCCUGAGGCAAGCCACCCCGUCGAUCGUCGCCAGUGACUGGGCGUCCGUGCUUGUGCUGGGUAACUACGACCAGACCCCGCCGGAGGAUGCCCGAGUUGUCCUGGAGCGGUUGCAUGAGGCGAAUAAUCAGUACGGCGAGCAGGAUCCGACACAUGACACGGAAGUCCAUCGCCACACGAUUGAGAACCUGGCCGAUAUGAUCGCCGCUAUCUCCAGCGGCCUAAUCACCGUCACCAUUGCGUGCCGGUGGGCGAUCAAGCUGAAGCCCGAGUACGUGGAUCUGAUCCGCAAUCAUAGCCCUUUGGCCCUGGUCAUUUUGGCGCACUAUUGCGCCGUCCUGCACACCAUGCGGGGGGUUUGGUAUGUGGGCGAAUGGAGUGUUAGGGUGCCCAAGGCGAUAUGGCGGGUUCUGGAUGAUCGCUGGAAACCGUUGGCUCGUUGGCCGAUGGAGAUGGUCUACGGGGAGAGUUUUUCUGUCGAUCAAACAGGCUGA
This is a messenger RNA of Aspergillus affinis, 1221 nucleotides long. RefSeq lists its product as uncharacterized. Gene Ontology annotation, molecular function: DNA-binding transcription activator activity, RNA polymerase II-specific; zinc ion binding. Bases 1 to 1221 code for a protein of 406 amino acids. The record is from RefSeq and is a predicted model, not a curated record. Gene Ontology annotation, biological process: regulation of transcription by RNA polymerase II. The transcript is spliced from 2 exons. NCBI's taxonomy places the organism in Eukaryota, Fungi, Ascomycota, Eurotiomycetes, Eurotiales, Aspergillaceae.